CAAAAUGGCGGUCGGCCGAUCAAGGUUAUCGUUCUUAGCUUAUUUUUUACUAGUUUCAUUUUCCACCAUCGUAGAAGCACAAAAUGAGGACAGCGAUUUAGUCAAAGAGAAGGAAGCUGCCGAGAAAGAGAAGAAAUACAGUGAGAUCGACACGGCAUUCCUGCUUGUCAUGAUGUUUUUGUUGAUUAUCACCGUGUUAACUGUAUGGUUGUUUAAAGUAAAGCGUUUCCGCUUUCUGCACGAGACGGGAGUUUGUAUGAUAUACGGUAUGAUAAUUGGUCUUCUCAUAAAAUAUUUAAGUAGAAAUAAGAGAGUGGAAGUUACUUACCCAAACUGUACCAUAAGUACUGCAAGAAAGAAGCUGUAUAUUAGCACUUCAAAUGGUUCACAGUAUUCAUAUACAUUGUCUGGAGCAGUGCAGAAUUCUGGUCAAGAAAGUGAACUGGAGCAGAUGGCUGUUUUUGAUCCUGAAAUAUUUUUCUAUGUUCUACUGCCACCAAUUAUUUUCUAUGCUGGAUAUGACAUGAAAAAGCGCUUUUUCUUCCGGAACAUUGGUGCCAUCCUUACAUACGCAUUUGUUGGAACAACUGUCUCGUGCAUGGUGUUUGGGGGGACAAUGUAUGCCUACACAAAGUUCGAUUCUCGUCAUGUACCCAAAGAAUUUGGUUUCCUGGAAUGCCUCUUAUUUGGAGCUCUGAUAUCAGCCACAGAUCCAGUUACAGUGCUGGCCAUUUUUCAUGACCUGCAUGUGGAUGUGGAUCUGUAUGCUUUGGUAUUUGGUGAAAGUGUCAUGAAUGAUGCUGUGGCAAUUGUUCUCUUCAGAUCUGUAGAGACGUAUCUGUUGGACAACGCAGGCACUGGAUUUCAAGUUGAUAAGUUCUUUGAGUCAGUGGGUGUUUUCAUUGGUGUUUUCUCGGGUUCUUUCUUUCUCGGUUUUGCUAUGGGUCUUGUUACUGCUCUUGUGACAAAACUCACCAAAAUCUCAGACUUUCCUCUCUUAGAGACGGCUUUGUUCUUCCUACUGUCAUGGACCACAUUUCUCAUGGCAGAGGCAGCCAAUCUAACAGGCAUUGUUGCAGUUCUUUUCUGCGGAAUUUCUCAAGCUCAUUACACAUAUAACAAUUUGUCAGAGGAGUCAAAACAGAACACAAAACAGACGUUUGCACUCUUAAAUUUUCUAGCGGAGAGUUUUAUAUUUUCAUACAUGGGGUUAUCUCUCUUCACCUUUCAACAUCACCAGUGGAAGAUUGGAUUUAUAUCAUGGACAUUUGUUGCCAUGACUUUAGGAAGGCUUUUAAACGUUUAUCCAUUGUCGUUUUUACUUAAUUUGGGAAGGCACAGGAAGAUUAGUUACCAAUUUCAGCAUAUGAUGAUGUUUGCAGGUUUGCGAGGUGCCGUUGCAUUCGCUUUGGCCAUGCGCAACACGGAAUCAGUUUCUCGUCAGAUGAUGUUGACGUCAGUACUAAUUGUGGUUUUAAUAACUGUUAUUAUCAAUGGAGGUGCUACCAUGUCGGUACUCUCUUUUCUGAGGAUAAGGGUUGGCGUAGAUCCUGAAGAAGAAGAUAAGCGGUCUACCUAUGUUUCGGUCAGCACUGAAGCCGACGACAAUCUCAGAUCUGCGCAGUCUCAUUACGAAAGAGCUUGGAUCUUUAGAAAGUGGUACGACUUUGAUGUCAAGUAUAUGAAACCUAUUUUUACCAACUAUGGCCAGCCUCUGACAGAGACUUUACCGGGAUGGUGCGCUCCUCUUGCAAGAUUCCUCUCAAGAUCGCGGCCUGAUGCAAAGGCAGAAACCGUGGUAACAGAUAGCGACGAAGACAUGCUGAAUAUAAAUGGAGAACUGAGUUUUACCAGCGAAGUUAUGGUCAGACCCGCCAGCGGCAGUGUGAACAGUGGUGAGCCGCCUGAUCAGAUAUUGGAAGGAGACCUUGGAUUAGGUGCUGUGCAAAUGACAAGCAGAGCAUGAAUCAUUUUUAUUAAACCAAAGGUUCCUGUAAGUAUUUAACUACCAUAACGACAGCCAAGAUCCAGCCUCAGAUAAGCGCUUAUCUGUUAGUUCAGAAGUUAAAAUUAAACCUUCUCGCCCUGGUGAAAUAGGAUCACGUCUAGGAGAAAAAAAAUAGUUUUUUCCUUCAAUUAAAAGUGGAAUUGCUUCUGGCAUUGUCAGGUAUGGAGGCCUCGGUUAUUCAGCUACUUCAUGCACCCUAUGAAAAUUUCGGGAACCUAUAUCGUGCAUCUCAGAUUCUAACUCUAGCCUCCUAUGUAGUCGUCAAGGGAGUCGUCACACUUCUCAGUUACAAGCAAACUCUCUUUUUUUUAAUCAUGCAUUUCGUAUCGAUUUCUAGUUUCUUGGUCUGGUCAGGUAGUUGUCACAGGAUGUCGACUUAAAGGAGAGCUUAAAAACUGUCUCUUUUACAGUGAAAAGCGCUGAUUGUAAGCUAACUGUCUUUAAUUGUUAAAUUGUAAGUAGUAAGAGUGUUUGGGAUACGUGCUUUGGCCAAUUAAGGUCAAUUUAUUGGUUCGGUCUUAUGUAGUCUUGUAGAAGUUUAAAGUAUUUCGCUCCUCGUGAUUGGUGUUUUACUGUCAUUGACUUUUUUACACUCUGAUUGCAAUUUUUCUACCCGUUUAAUGAAUGUACAAUUUUGAAAUAGUCUUUCCCCUCGUAACACUAUAUUCGAGAGGAAUAAUUUCUUGAUGGUUUCAAACAUGUUAAGUUCGAAGCCGUAUGAGAACUGGAAUUUUUUGCAAAGUUAGUUUGCUAAUCUGCUAUAACUAGAUUUAAUUUCAAUUAUAUUGAUGAAUAGUUAAUUUUUGAAAUUCACAAAAAUUACUUAAAAAGGCGAUAUUCGUUAUAUGAGGCACACUUCAAGUUUAAAUGGAAAAUGAUUACUGGACAUUCUGUUUUAACCGAUGGACGUGAGCCGACAAAAUUAGGAUAGGCUCAUAGAGUCUUAUUUUACUGAUUGUUCUUGUUGAGAUUAGUUUGUCAAUUUUCUUCUGACUCAUGCCUAAAGCUAUUACACGUAAGUAGUUUUCCUUAUAAUAAGUAUUACUCCUUAAACUUUGUAAGCUUUUCAUUUCAAAUUUUCUACCUGUUCGUAGUGUAAUCGGUCACAGGUGUUUUCCUUCAAAUAAAGCGAUUUUUUUUUUCUAGUCAAUAUACAGGAAAUUGUACUUGAAAGGUUUUGAGUAAGUCAGUUAAUGCAAAUUUAACAUAUUUUAAAGAAACUCGUAUCUUCUUCACUUUGCCUUCGUCAAGUUAAAAAUAAGAAGAUUUUGUCUAAGCCACCGAGAAUUUGUAAGAAGAAUUUUAUCUAGCGAAAAUGAACUUUAAUAAAAUAAAGAUUAAUAGUU
Messenger RNA from Pocillopora verrucosa, 3354 nucleotides. RefSeq names its product sodium/hydrogen exchanger 6. Lineage: Eukaryota; Metazoa; Cnidaria; Anthozoa; Scleractinia; Pocilloporidae. Gene Ontology annotation, molecular function: potassium:proton antiporter activity; sodium:proton antiporter activity. The record is from RefSeq and is a predicted model, not a curated record. Gene Ontology annotation, cellular component: plasma membrane; recycling endosome. Gene Ontology annotation, biological process: sodium ion import across plasma membrane; proton transmembrane transport; regulation of intracellular pH.